CUUCAGUUGGUUUUUAGCUAUGCCUCCCUGACUUCCACCGACGAGUAUAAUUUUCUGGACAAAUGUAACUAAACGAUAAUUGGACUGAUAAUCCUAAUAACAAAUACAGGUGUACAUGUAUAAUACUGGUUCGUCAAUACGGUGUGUGUGUGUGACACAAAGUCCGUAAAACACUUGAACUCGGAGUUAAUAAUUUUCCACGGGCCGAUAGACAAUUGAACCGGAAACGUCGACGGCGAAACUCUUCGACUAGGUACAGUGACUACCAAUUAUAAGGUAGGUAAUAAUAUACCUAUACGCGUACGCGACAAUAGUAUAUAAUUUUGACAAUUAAAUGAAAUAAAUCGUAUUCGUGACGGCUGUGAUUAUUCGAAUUACGAUCGCGAUCGCCGCCGAUCGUCGUGAGCAUACUAUUUAAAUACGGCCGUUUGAGGCACAGUGACCGUAUACGGAAAAUGAAUCGGUUACAAGCAACUACUAUGGUACUAGUGGCAUCGGUGGCGGCCGUGGCGACGGAUGUGGCGACGUCCACUGGACGACAACUUGGACAGAUGCCGCCGCCGAGUUCAGAUUGGUUCCGUGGUUGCGGUGCGGCCGAGUGGCCACAGUGUGUGGCCCAAAACGUGGCCAGGACGUUUAAGCUGUUGGAACAAUCGGACAAAUUGCAAAUAGCCGACGGUGUACGCCUGGUCAAGACCACCACAACAACCGACAGAUCGGCCAACGACGGGAAUCAUACAUUCGACAUAAUCAACAGAAUGGUUUCAUUCAUCGAUAGUCAUUCAUUGCAAAUUGAUCUAUGGACACCGGAUAAUAACGCCACCGUUGAAGGGCGCAGACGUCACGCUUACCGGAGAGUGUUUCCGAUCAUCGUGGGUACGUACAUGAUCAUGUCGGCCGUCCUGAUACCGAUGGGCUUCAUGUUCAUGUCCACACUGGGCGGAAAAGCGCUGUUGGUCAGCAAAAUGGCGCUAAUGGUGUCACUGAUGAGCAACAUCAAAAAGAUUUUCUCGUACGAGUACUACGUGCCACCCGCACCAGCGGCCAGUCAUCACCAUUGGAAGCGGACACUGCUGGCGCACCGCACCACCGCCGGUCCGCUGUACUCGUCGUACACCGCGUAUUGAAGUCGCAAUGAUACCACAACACGCGCGAUCGAAAUUGGCCGUUCGCAGAAUAUAAGCCCAUCCAGAAAUCGUCCCCUUGAAUUUAUGACAGUCUAUAUUAUACUAUGAUAUUAUGUCACCCGAAACGAGUUUAUGUGACGAUUCACCAUAAUUUAUAUACCUACCUAUAUUAUUUUAUAUUAGCCAUAGAUACUAGAUAGGUUUGACUUAAAAUAUUGUACGUGUUAUUUAUUUAAUUUAUUGUCAAUAUAAUAUUAUGUAGUAAACGGAUCUUGCAUUGAACAUGAUGACGUUUGAUUGAACCAACCCCAAUAUAUAGGUACUUGUUUUCGUUUAUUUUGUUAAACACCUAUCUGACUAAAGUGGCCACGUGCUUAUUGUAUGUACCCAUUUAAACUGUGACAAAAUUAAUCUUUUUCAAAUGGUCGAUGAACAAACUGCGUUACAACACCAAUAUGGUACAUUCCGACGUACCAUAAAUUGGUUACCUGAGUAUUGUGCAUAACAAUCAUAGAGUAAACUACGAUGAAAUAUUAUGCACUA
This is a messenger RNA of Myzus persicae (green peach aphid), 1670 nucleotides long. RefSeq lists its product as uncharacterized. The coding region runs from base 456 to 1127 and encodes 223 amino acids. The record is from RefSeq and is a predicted model, not a curated record. NCBI's taxonomy places the organism in Eukaryota, Metazoa, Arthropoda, Insecta, Hemiptera, Aphididae. The transcript has 3 exons.